Thelazia callipaeda (thelaziosis nematode) is the source of this 1122-nucleotide messenger RNA. The record is from the annotation of a GenBank genome assembly. Lineage: Eukaryota; Metazoa; Nematoda; Chromadorea; Rhabditida; Thelaziidae.
AUGGUUGAGUUACGUAGAUCGAUGGGAGGACGAGGCAAAAAGGCCUCGCCGCCAUUUUUGUCCCAUGAAUUUAUCAUACAAAAUCAUGGUGAUAUCAUGUCGUGUUUGUUGAUGAUUGUUGUCGUGGGACUGCUUUUCCAGGGCACUUCAGCAAUUGCAAGCAUCUUUGUUGUACCUCAGUACAAUGAAACUCUUGUACUAACUCCAGAUACCGAAUCCCGAGCUUAUUACCGUACUGGUGUAAAAGAUAUUGCAACUGUUGCAUUUUACGCAGUUGGUUGGAUUACUGUGCAUGCUAUUUUGCAAGAAUAUGUUUUGGACAAGUUGCAACGAAAACUUCAUUUAAGUAAGACAAAGAUGAGUAAAUUUGCAGAGUCUGGACAGUUAUUCGUCUUUGCUGCAUAUUCUGUUGCUUAUAGCGCUUACAUAAUGCAUGACAUGCGCAUGCAUACGGAUGUUACGAAACUGUGGAAUGGAUAUCCUGAAAUUCAUUGUCACAUGAGUCUUCAUUUGAAGCUCUUUUUCAUUUUGCAGAUUGCAUAUUGGUUACAUCAAUUUCCAGAAUUUUAUUUUCAAAAAAUUCGUAAAGAUGAAAUGCAACCGCGUACAGUAUACUCACUCAUUUUCCUUUUCUUCAUCACUGCUGCGUACUCUCUAAACUUCAAUCGACUUGCCUUGGCGCUUCUCUUUCUUGAGUAUAUUUCACAAAGUGCAUUUCAUGUCACGCGCCUUUUCCACUUUGCUGAAAAAUGGAAUAUUGCCAAGACAGGUUUCAAAAUUUGGAACAUAACAUUCGUACUGGUACGAUUAAUAAGUGCAGUAUUAGCUGUGCUUACAUUAUGGUAUGGACUUCGCUCUAAUGAAACUCCAUAUGUUGAUCCAGUCAACGGAAAUUUCAACACUGCAUUUGUCAGGUUAAAUAGUUUGCUAUGCGUCUUAGCGUUACAGUUAUAUAUGUUGUGGAACUUUGCUCUAUUUCAUGUGCGUCGUUAUCGCGAGAAGCAUAAUAAAGUGAAAAUAGAAAGGCAGCCCAAAAUUCAGUUUAGGAGAAGGAAACAUUUGAACGACGAUGUUCGCGAUCUUCCCGAAGCUGACCAACAUUCUCGCAAAAAAUCUAGUUGA